This is a messenger RNA of Lasiosphaeria miniovina, 3190 nucleotides long. RefSeq lists its product as uncharacterized. The record is from RefSeq and is a predicted model, not a curated record. Lineage: Eukaryota; Fungi; Ascomycota; Sordariomycetes; Sordariales; Lasiosphaeriaceae. The coding region runs from base 58 to 2760 and encodes 900 amino acids. The transcript has 3 exons.
GUCCGCCAGUCCUCGGCCGACUCGGAUACCGUCUCGCCCAUCACUCCUCUGAGCCCGAUGACGAAGCGCAAAGACAGCUCAGGAAAUGCACGUCGUUACUUUUGCACAUUCUGCGAUGCUUCUUUCGAGUCCAAGGCUGAGUGGAAGAUCCACGAACUGGAUUCCCACGACAAGCCGGAAAGAUAUGCCUGCAGCGACUGUACUCUGGUCUUCUCGCGGGUGGUUCUGCUGACAUCCCACCGCCAAGACAAACAUGGUCUUGAAACUCCUCCUGAUCUGAGAGGCGUCGUCCACAACUCCGCCAUGCGCCAGGCAUGGGGCUGCGGAUUCUGUGGUGAAUAUGUGCAGUCGCGGAUGGAUUACAUUGACCACGUGGGCCGGCACUACGACGAAGGAGAUGAUAUGAGCCAAUGGCAGCAUACCUAUGUUAUCCAAGGGUUACUAAGUCAGCCAAGGAUCAGGGAUGCGUGGAUCCUCCUCGUUCAAAAGGCAGAAGCCGGGCAACAAGCAAGGUUAUCUUUUACUUGGGAUGCAGAGGGCACUGGACGAUCACGGACUCUCCUGGACGAUGACGGCCCUUCAUGCUUGCAGGACUUGUUGGAGUUCUUCCCAAAUUCCGGCAGGGAUUCAAACGUAGUAGCAACCAAGGCCUACAAUAUGGCUCAAGUCAGUAGGAACGAACCUGCAACCGACAUGACUGAAGCUCUGUCUUCGUGCCCAUUUGACACCACACGUACAUCAACCCCGCGUCCAACUCCCAGCCCAAGACCAGAGUCGGCUCAGGCCAUGUCUGAAAAUCAGACUACCUCGCCAAUACCGGUUUUGCCGUCCGAAGUGGCCGAGCCAACACUGAGCGACCUCCAACAGUCGACCCCGCGUUUAUCCUUCCCUCACCGAUCCUCUUCGCCAUCGUUUUCGUCUCUCGCCGCUGGUGGACACCCCCGGCCCGGCGGGUCUGUCUCCAAGGUCUUGGUGAGAGUCAAAGAAUCAGAGCAGAAACCACAGGCGUCAUCGCAUGGUUCUACGGAUCCUGGUCAGGGAGGUGGCGCUUUAGCCGAUGGACCGUGGCGCUCGGCAAAGGGUAAUUCACUUCGCCGGGUCGACAGCGACCGUCAUCUUUCUAUCUCGAGCUCGGAAACUGGCUGGGGGGCGAAUGAUAAGCCGGAGAUUGCGAGACCCCGGACUUCGUUGGCGAUUCGCUCCCACGAAACCCCGUUGAUCACACGUAAAGAGGCCGCGGAGCGAGAAUUCAAUCUGCGGCCCCUCUCGUCGGCUCUUUCCCACUCGACUCUAGCCAGCACCAAUGCGCGCGAAGAUUGGCUCGUAGUCGCUAAGCCGAGCGAAUCGUCCUCGGCCAGAUCCCACUCAGGAUCGAGCAUAACGUCGACGGCCACAGCUGAUGGCUCCCACGGUCUCGACGAUAGUGCGAGCGAACUCAUGUCGGACGAUAGCCUGUCUGAGCCAGACUGCUGGCUAGGGUUUGAUGGGAGGUCGGUGGCCCUAAAGUCUUGGACCCGGACGUUCCAGCAGAACAUCGACAGAGAAAUGAAGAGGAUAUGGGUUCAGUACAACCGCGACUGGGAUGCGAUGAUCAAAUCUUGUGCAGGCGGUUCGAACGGAAACUCGCCCGCGAGCGGGGAAUCUGCAGGCCGAAUUCGGAAGACGUCUUACUCGCGGCAAGCCACUGGAAGAGGCCUUCGGCCACCUGCCCGCCCCCCGAUCGAGGACGACGAGGAUGACGAUGACGAGAUGGAUCGACAUCGCCCGAAUUCCUCCUUGUCCAAGUACAGUUUGGCCACGCCCAAAAGGUUUGCGUGCCCCUACCGCAAGCACAACCCGCGGGUGUACAACCUCUCAGACCACGAGGUCUGUGCGGUGAAGGCAUGGCCAACGAUUUCGAGGCUGAAAGAACACCUCUACCGGAGACAUCACAAAGUCCAUUGCCCGAGGUGCAAAGAAACGUUCAAUGACGCGAGGGGUUUGGCUGCGCACGAGAUGCAGCUCGAGGGCUGCGAGGUUCUCGACGUGCAGCCGCCUGGAGACAUCACGGCAUUCCAGGAGAAACAGCUCAAGUCUAGAAAACACACAGCUCGGCGGCAGAGCGACGAGGAAAAGUGGGCAGAAAUCUACCGGCUCCUCUUCCCGCACGUGGACACCGUGCCCUCGCCUUAUCCUGAAUUUACCGAGGAUUUGGGGCCCAUAUCGUCCGAGUCCAAGAACAACCUCGGGCUGCAGCACUUUUUGCUGACCCAGCUGCCCCAACUCUUCCGCCGGACGGCCGAGGAGCACGCCGGACGAUUCAUCCAGUCGCACGAGACGCUGAGCAUGGACAGCAUCCCGAACAUCAUUGAAGAGUCCCUCCAAAGAGCGUUCAAGGCCUGGGAGGAUACCGGAAGCGACGUGCCGCGUCGAGCCGGCUCAAGCAUGUCUUUCAGCGAGACCUCGAUUCUGUCCCCAGAAGUCAGGCGCGAGAUGCCGCUCGGGCCAAACGCCUACAUCCCCAGACAGCCCAUAUACGAGGCCAUGCCAGCCGAGGCAACCGCGAACUAUAACUGGAUUCCCCAGGACAUGAACGGCCUGUUUGAUGCCCAGCAGCUUGAGGUUCCGCAGAACGAGGAUUCUGGGUUUGUCGAAGAGUCGUUUCUCCCGACGACGUCGGCCGGGAACUACGCCCUUUUCGACUACACCUUGGGCGGCACCAUGGGCGGCACCAUGGGCGGCGCCAUGGGGGGGACAAUGGGCAGUCACGAUUGGGUGUGACUCGGCUGAAAAUUUUUGUGAUGGGAAAAUGUUAGAUUUCUAUCUCUUUCCGCUGCUUCCCUUGGAAUAUUGGUUGGAUAGGUCCCGAGAGUCACGUUCUAUACAAAGGCUGUUGCUUUACCCUGUUCUAAAGUUGCCCUCACCAGUCCCCAGUCACCUUCACCGAACCUUGCUCAGGCGCUGCUCAGGGCAUGAUCAGGGAAAGCACAAAGCGUGGAAGCAUCAAAUGGCAACUUUUCGCGAGGCAGCAGUUCUGGGCUACCUGCGUUCCAAUACUAGGAUCACCCAGCCAUACCUAGCCCGGUAGGAACAAGGCCGCUCCAAGGAAGGUAGCUCCAAGGAUACGGUGAGGCAAUUCUCAUUUUCAAUCUAGAUAACUAGCUACGGUGUAAUAAAAGACAGAAAAUUCACUUCUGGCCCCUUUCUUCAA